Molecule: messenger RNA, 2932 nt
Organism: Darwinula stevensoni
Lineage: Eukaryota; Metazoa; Arthropoda; Ostracoda; Podocopida; Darwinulidae
Source: the annotation of a GenBank genome assembly
AUGGGAGGGAGAUCUUGCUUUCCUCCUACCACGACUCGUGCGAGGUGUCAUCGGAAGCUGUCAUCCAUCCGCCGAGAUGAGCCGAAUCACGAGACCGUGAUGGUAAUUGGACCCGCGGACCUUCGAUCGGUGGCCCGCGGGAACCCACAAGGGAGUCCAAUAGAGGAAACGCACGUGUAUGACGUCAUCGCUCGAUCAACAUGGCGGUUCCCGGUCCUAUUCGUGGUUGGUCUGCCAACGUCUCCACCUUUUGUCACCGAGAUCCCUCUUUACGUGAAUCGCCUGAACUCCGAAGAGUCUGUCAUUCCCUUUGAGUACAACCACUUCGACUUCUGUGUGGCUGACGACAAUGAUGAUGCUCCUGUGGAAAACCUUGGACAGGUUGUGUUUGGUGAAAGAAUCAGGUCUUCUCCAUACAAGAUUCAGUUUGCUGCUGACAAGAACUGUUCAGAUGUGUGCACCAAGAAAUAUGCCAAAGGGAAUGAAGCAGACAAGAACAAACUGAGUGUACUUACUCGUGGAAUGCUGCUCAACUACCAGCAUCACUGGAUCAUGGACAACAUGCCGGUGACAUGGUGCUACCCGGUGGAAGGAGGAGAGAACUAUUGCAGCACUGGCUUCCCAAUGGGCUGCUAUGUUGACAAAAAAGGACAGCCAAAGGAUGCCUGUCUCAUUAGUGAAGCAUAUAGUGAGAAGGACACAUUCUACAUCUUCAACCAUGUGGAUCUCACCAUCCACUAUCACAAUGGUCAGGGUGAGGACUGGGGCAAGAACAUCAAUGGCAAGAUUGGUCGUGUUGUUGAUGUGAGGGUGUUCCCUCGUAGUGUUCAGCAUUCAGCUGGGAAGGGAUGUGGAAACACAGCACCCCCUAUGGCCAUUCCUGGAGACCUCAAGUUGAGCAAGGACCUUGAGAUCAAGUACACCUACUCUGUCAAGUUUAUAAUAAACAACAGCAAGAAGUGGAGCAGCCGAUGGGACUACAUCCUUGAGUCAAAGCCUCACACCAAUAUCCAGUGGUUUUCCAUUUUCAACUCCCUUGUCAUUGUUCUCUUCCUCUCUGGUAUGGUUGCCAUGAUCAUGCUCCGCACUCUGCACAAGGACAUUGCCCGCUACAACCAGUUGGAUAGUGGGGAAGAUGCCCAAGAGGAGUUUGGUUGGAAACUGGUCCAUGGGGAUGUUUUCCGUCCACCCCGCAAAGGCAUGCUCCUGGCUGUAUUCCUUGGAAGUGGGACGCAGGUGUUCCUCAUGGCUCUCGUCACUCUCGUGUUUGCAUGCCUGGGUUUCCUGUCCCCUGCAAACCGGGGUUCUCUGGCAACAUGUGCACUGGUCCUGUACGUGUGCUUGGGUACUCCUGCCGGCUAUGUCUCUGCACGCCUGUACAAGUCUUUUGGCGGGGAGAAGUGGAAGUCUAACGUCCUCCUCACAGCGAUGCUCUGCCCUGCGAUCCUGUUUUCAGUUUGCUUUGUGCUGAAUGUCAUGCUGUGGGCUGUGGGAAGUUCGGCAGCUGUCCCAUUCCUCAUUCUUCUGGCCCUCCUUGCUCUCUGGUUUGGCAUUUCGGUCCCACUCACCUUCAUUGGUGCCUACUUUGGAUUCCGCAAACGGCCAUUGGAAUUCCCUGUGCGGACAAACCAGAUUCCUCGCCAGAUUCCUGAGCAAAGUUUCUACACACAGCCCAUUCCAGGUAUCAUCAUGGGAGGGAUCCUCCCCUUUGGUUGCAUCUUCAUCCAGCUCUUCUUCAUUCUCAACUCAAUCUGGUCAAGUCAGGUGUACUACAUGUUUGGAUUCCUGUUCCUGGUUUUCAUCAUCCUGCUUAUCACCUGCUCUGAGACUACUAUACUCCUCUGCUAUUUCCACCUCUGUGCUGAGGACUACCACUGGUGGUGGAGAAGUUUCCUGACAAGUGGGAGUACUGCAUUGUACCUCUUCAUCUACUGUGUCCACUACUUCUUCACCAAGCUGGACAUCAAGGGGGGGAUCUCCACUUUUCUGUACUUUGGAUACACCUUCAUGUUUGUCUUUCUCUUCUUCCUUCUCACUGGAACCAUUGGCUUCAUGGCCUGCUUUUGGUUUGUGCGCAAAAUCUACAGUGUUGUCAAGGUGGACUGAAAAUAGUUUCUGCACUCUACAUGCACUGCUCCCAUGUGAUAAUCCAACAGCUGGGUGGUUUUUCUUGUUUAGCAUUAUGUAGUUUUCAUCUCAAAUGAAAAUUUCCCUCUGUGAAUGGCGAUCAGCUCCUCUCGUUAUAGAUUCAUAUUGAUCCCUCCCUUGGUUCUUGUUAUUUAUAUGCAAAAGUUUUGCACCUUUGUGGGCAUUGGAGCAGAGAGUGCUCUGUUUUGAAUGUGGUUUUCUCCCUUCUAUUGCGAUGGUGAUCAUGUGAUUAUGUUUUAAGCACUGAUGAUAAUCAUAGUCUUAUUGAAAAUUGAUUUGUAUUAUCUGAAUGAAGCUGCACAUAGAAGGUAGGGAAUUGUGGCUUUUGUGUUUUGGUUGUACCAUGGGAAUGAAAAGAGAAGGAGCAGAGAUUGCAGCAAUGCAAUCUGGGUUUCUAAAGGGCCCUCCUGGCUUGAUUGAUUCAGGACUUUCAAUGGCUGAACCAUGUUCUGAGUAUUUUGAUGGAGAUCAUUUCUUGGGGCUGAGCAUCUUAUUUUAAGGAGUAUAUGGACAACAAAUCAUGUUUUCUAAAUGUGUUUUGUGCGAACUAUUAGCAUGUGAUGGCAAAGUACUUAAUUCUGGAGAGAAUAGUAUAUAUUUUUUCAAGAUGAUAUUGGGUGUAAGGUGGUCCAUAUUUAACCCCAGCAUUUUCAAGUUCACCAUGUCUCCCACUCCUACCUGCUGCUUUGUGUCAGCUUAAAAUUUUGCUUCUUUCUUUGGUAUUCCCUGCUUCUAAUAGCUGAUCAUAUCCAGAGAAGGUGUGAAUAAAGCAGCACGUCGUGCC